AUGAAGCCUAGGAGACCAACUUCUUUCACGAGGGAAAUACCAACUGUGGAACCAGAUUCUACCUCGGUAUCUAGGCCAGAAUGGGAACCUGAAACACAGCAGAGACCUAUAAUCCAGCCAGAUCCUGGGUCAGAAACAACCCUCACAGACCAUCUAGGAUCAAAGAUGCUGCAGGAAUUUGGUACCCCACAGACACCAAGUCUCCCGCAUGAGCCCACUGCCCAGCAUGAAGCUGAAUUCCAGCAGAAACCAAGAGUUCCACAAAAAUCUGCUCUGCUCCAGAAGAUCCUCAGCCCACUAGCCUCCCCUGCACCACAGCAAUCACCUCCCAGCCAGAAAGUGCUCUUGGAUCAACAGGAAGCCACCUCCCACUGGGGACCAGAGGCAGGAAAAAUGUCUACAACUCCACAGGAAUCACAACCCAGAAAAGAGCAUGUGGGGAUGACAGGAGCUGGACCAACAGAACCACCUCCAGCUCCACAUGAAGUGGAGGCUACAUCUACAACCCAGGCUGGACCUGGACCCCCAAAGAAAUCCCCUGCCCAAAUUUACUCUCCAUCCCAAGAGAGACUUGAACAAUCAGAUCCUACAACCCAGCAAACACCUGAGGUCCAAGAAACCAAAUCCAAACAGGGAUCUGUGAGGGAAUCCGGUUUUUUAACAAGGCUGCAGGAACUAUCCAUACAGCGAACAGCCCAAGAGUGGAAGACAUUUUUUGACUGGAUUACGGAGUCUGACACAGAGGGACAUCGGAGUUCAUCUUCACAGUCAAAUCUUCCAGAGCCAAAGAGUGGAAUGGUGAUCCCAGGAAUGCCACUAACCUUCAAAGAGAAACCUGACUGUGAGAAGGUGCCCGGAUAUGGCGGGAAAUCACUACAUAGGAUGAAAGCCAGCAGCCUCCAGCCUCACAAACACUUCUGGGACACAGCCUCAGCGUUCUCACACAGCAUGGAUCUGCGCACAAUGACACAGUCGCUGGUGACACUCGCAGAAGACAACAUGGCCUUCUUCUCAAGCCAGGGCCCCGGAGAGACAGCUCGGCGGCUGUCCAAUGUCUUUGCAGGUGUUCGAGAACAGGCCCUGGGACUGGAGCCAACCCUAGGCCAGCUGCUGGGUGUGGCACACCAUUUUGACCUGGACACAGAGACACCAGCCAAUGGAUACCGAAGCUUGGUGCACACAGCUCGUUGCUGCCUAGCACACCUACUACACAAAUCCCGCUAUGUGGCCUCCAACCGCCGAAGUAUCUUUUUCCGUGCCAGCCACAACCUAGCAGAAAUGGAGGCCUACCUGGCUGCUCUUACCCAGCUCCGUGCCCUGUCCUACUAUGCCCAGCGCCUGCUGGCUAUCAACCGACCAGGGGUGCUCUUCUUUGAGGGUGAUGAAGGACUCACUGCUGACUUCCUGCAAGAGUAUGUCACGCUGCAUAAAGGUUGUUUCUAUGGCCGCUGCCUGGGCUUCCAGUUCACGCCUGCCAUCCGGCCGUUCCUGCAGACCCUCUCCAUCGGACUGGUGUCCUUCGGGGAACACUACAAACGCAACGAGACAGGCCUCAGUGUGACUGCCAGUUCCCUCUUCACCGGUGGCCGAUUCGCCAUAGACCCAGAGUUGCGUGGGGCUGAGUUUGAACGGAUCAUUCAGAACCUGGACGUGCACUUCUGGAAAGCCUUCUGGAACAUCACUGAGAUCGAGGUGUUGUCGUCCCUGGCUAACAUGGCAUCAACCACUGUGAGGGUAAGCCGCCUGCUCAGCCUACCACCCGAGGCCUUUGAGAUGCCACUAACCUCUGACCCCAAGCUCACAGUUACCAUCUCACCUCCCUUGGCACACACAGGCCCAGGGCCUGUGCUAGCCAGGCUCAUCUCCUAUGAUCUGCGUGAAGGACAGGACAGCAAGGCACUCAACAGCCUGGUGAAAUCUGAGGGCCCACGCCUGGAACUGCGCCCACGACCCCAGCAGGCACCCCGCUCACGGGCCCUAGUAAUCCACAUCCAUGGUGGCGGCUUUGUGGCACAGACCUCCAAGUCACAUGAGCCCUACCUCAAGACCUGGGCCCAGGAGCUAGGAGUUCCCAUCAUCUCCAUCGACUACUCCCUGGCCCCUGAGGCCCCCUUCCCCAGAGCGCUGGAGGAGUGUUUUUUUGCCUACUGCUGGGCUGUCAAGCACUGUGACCUGCUCGGGUCAACAGGAGAGCGGAUAUGCCUUGCAGGGGAUAGUGCAGGCGGGAACCUCUGCAUCACUGUGUCCCUUCGAGCAGCAGCCUACGGAGUGAGGGUGCCAGAUGGCAUCAUGGCAGCCUACCCAGUCACCACCCUGCAGCCCUCUGUCUCUCCCUCUCGUCUUCUGAGCCUCAUGGACCCACUUCUACCAUUGAGUGUACUCUCUAAGUGUGUCAGUGCCUAUUCAGGGACAGAGACAGAGGACCACUCUGACUCAGACCAGAAGGCACUGGGCGUGAUGGGGCUGGUACAGAGAGACACAUCCCUAUUCUUCAGAGACCUCCGCCUGGGUGCCUCCUCGUGGCUCAACUCUUUCCUGGAGCUAAGCGGACGCAAGCCCCAAAAGACCUCAGCUCCUACAGCAGAGCCUGUGCGUCCCCAGGAGUCAAUGCGCAGGAGUGUGUCUGAGGCAGCUCUGGCCCAGCCAGAGGGCUUGCUGAACACUGAUAGCCUGAAAACUCUGACGAUAACGGACUUGAGCUUUAAGGGCAAUUCAGAGACGUCAGACACCCCCGAGAUGUCACUGUCAAUGGAGACACUUGGCCCCUCCACACCCUCCGAUGUCAACUUUUUUCUGCGACCUGAGAAUUCCCAGGAAGAGGCCGAAGCCAAAGAUGAUGUGGGCACCAUGGACAGAGGCCCCCGCGUGCGCGCUCCGUUCCCUGAGGGUUUCCGCCCCAGACGCUCAAGCCAGGGUAUCCUCCGCAUGCCCCUCUACUCGUCACCCAUCGUCAAGAACCCCUUCAUGUCUCCUCUGCUGGCCCCUGACAGCAUGCUGAAGACCCUGCCUCCUGUGCACAUGGUGGCGUGCGCUUUGGACCCCAUGCUGGAUGACUCUGUCAUGUUCGCGCGGCGACUGCGCGAUCUGGGCCAGCCCGUGACGCUGAAUGUGGUAGAGGACCUGCCGCAUGGCUUCCUGAGCCUGGCGGCGCUGUGCCGCGAGACCCGGCAGGCCGCGGAGCUGUGCGUGCAGCGCAUACGGCUCGUCCUCACCCCGCCAUCCACACCGCUGAUCUGAGCCGGAGCUGGGGACGGCGGGGGGCGGCACUAAAAGACCUCUUGCUCCUAUCUGUGCGGGCCUCCGUGAUGAGUGCACUCCGGGACCGGCUCUAGGUCCAUCCGGCCCCUCGGUCGGACUGGGCGGGAAGGGGUGGGCUGUGCCUUAUAAUUUGGGACCGUAAGUGGGGCGGGGCAGGAAUCGAAAGCAGAGCCUGGGGGAGGGGGAUGCACACACACCUGUUACCGAGACAGCUGGACCUUCAAUUCACUCCACCACUGCCUUCUACUGCUGCUGUGACCGGCCAAGGCUAGUCGGUUUUGUCUUUUGUAAAUAAAAGUUAUUUAAUUAGUUAGGCCUUUUUUAAAAACAGGAAAUGUGUUUGGCCAACAGGUGGCAGCACUGGAUUCAAGCAGCUGAGAAAGGGGAAACUAGAAUAUGUGGAACCCUGCUCUAGCUUUGCUCACAACCAAAACCACCUAAGAUGCCUGGGAUCAUCCUUAAAGCCUCGGAGGCCUAGCCCCUGGUAGGCUCUGAGUUUAGCGAGACAAUUUAAACGCAAGGCUUGCCCCUGGGGCUACUGAUCCAAGGUUCAGGGAGUUCUGUUUCACAGAAGAGAUGGCCUUGACCUUAAGAGAGCACAGGGUUGGAGAGCUGGCUCAGCGGCUAAGAGCACUAAAUGCUCUUCCAGAGGACCCACAUUCAAUUCAUGGCACCCAUAUGGGAGUUCAUAAAUGUAAUCCAAUCCCAGGGCCUCCAAAGGCACCAGGUAUGAAUAUGGUACACAGACAUCAUGCA
Messenger RNA from Alexandromys fortis (reed vole), 4014 nucleotides. It is a transcript of the gene Lipe, whose product is annotated as lipase E, hormone sensitive type. Gene Ontology annotation, molecular function: triacylglycerol lipase activity; sterol ester esterase activity. Gene Ontology annotation, biological process: cholesterol metabolic process; triglyceride catabolic process. The transcript has 10 exons. The coding region runs from base 1 to 3237 and encodes 1078 amino acids. The record is from RefSeq and is a predicted model, not a curated record. Lineage: Eukaryota; Metazoa; Chordata; Mammalia; Rodentia; Cricetidae. Gene Ontology annotation, cellular component: cytosol.